This is a messenger RNA of Saprolegnia parasitica CBS 223.65, 1112 nucleotides long. RefSeq lists its product as hypothetical. The transcript has 10 exons. Bases 39 to 1112 code for a protein of 357 amino acids. The record is from RefSeq and is a predicted model, not a curated record. Lineage: Eukaryota; Oomycota; Saprolegniomycetes; Saprolegniales; Saprolegniaceae.
GACGGACCCGCCGCCAGGUCCUCGUCGGUCGAUCCUCCAUGAUGCAGUCGCAGCUCAUGCGGGAGAAGCUGCUUCAGUGGCAGGAGCGAGAGAAGCAAUGGCGGGAGCAGAAACACCGGGCCUUGAAGCCAGUAGCCGAUAUCCCCACCGCGAACGCCGGCCCAGCGCCAAGUGCCGGACCAGCCAUGACCAUGACGAGCAGCUUCCUCGGAAGAAGCAUCGCCAACAAGGAAAACGGUGGUCUCGAGCUUCUAACCUCCAAGAAGCGGCGGCUCACAGCUCUUCUUGGCCCGCCCGCUAGAGCCGAACGCGACCUCCACGAGAUGACCAUGAAGCGGCCCAAACCCGCCUCGCCCUUCAAGAAAGAGGCAACGACGUCGUUCGACAUCAAGGUCGAGCGACCAACGGACGACAUGGCUUCGUACAUGGCCCAGAUGCAGGCGCUGACAAACCAGCUUGCGACAGCAGUUGCCCAGGCUACUGCAAGCCCAUCUCCGCGGGAACGGGAGCUGCAGCGAGAAGUCGAGACGCUUCGAGCUGCCCACGAGGCUGAACUGGCGCGUCUCGCCGCAACUGCCAAGGAACAAGCAGCCGCCAUCGCAGCCGUGCAGGAGGAAAAGCACGCGCUCCUCCAAGCCAAGUACAAGGAGCUGGCUGUCAAACACACUGCGAUCAAGGAAUUUCUGGACGACGCGCAUGGCGAUGCUGGCGCGUCCGUGAUGCCCAUUUUCAAUGACUUUGAAGCCAAGCUCUUGGAGGCCGACGGCGACGGCGAGCUUAGCGAGCUCUGCGUCCAGCUCAAGCGCGAGAUACGCAAGUGCGUUGUCGUCGCAAAAGCCCGCGAGGAAGACAAGCACGAGCUUCUCUUCUCCAACCAAGUGUACCUGCAGCAGAUCAACGAGCUCCAGCAAAAGCUGAUUGCGACCCAGCGAGAGAACGCGGCUCUCCAGCACAAGGUCGACGAGAGCGCCAAGAAGAACCAAGAGCUCCUCGACGACGUCGAGCAGCUCAACUCGACGGUCGUGCCCGCCUUGGAGAAGGCGAUGAUGCAAAACCACGCACUCAAGACGCAGCUGCACGCCCUCAAGACGCACACCUCGUCUUCCCGCUAG